UUCCUGACCCGUUUGCUGUGAAGCCUUUGAUUUGCCUUGGGAAAGUGACAUGGGGCUUAGAAGGCACAGCCCUCGAAGUAACAUCUCGUAAGGGUGCUCUUAGCAUGCCAUGCCGCAGAAGCUCAAGUUUUGCUCAAUACUCAAGAUCAUGUUUUAUGAGGGGAGAAUGAGAUGAGCAUCUAAACUGUAGCUCCUACAAUCAAACUAUAUACUAUGUCGGCGUUGCAUGGUUGAGUCCGUCAACUUGAUGUUACCAGCGGGGUGGUGGCACACCCCAGACAAUUUUUUUCGUGACAAGCUCCUGGGUUGCCGACGACUCACAACUCAACUCAACCACAACCAUCUCAAAAACUUAAAGCCAUAAAACAAUUUCUUCAGCAACACAUCACCUUCAGUAUCUCACUUUUUCACAAACAAGAGUCUGCGGGAAAAAAAAACCCCCCAAAAAACCGUCAAAAUGCCAAUCCUCUUCUGCCCCUACUGCGCGAACAUGCUCAUCCUCUCCCGGAUGGACACAGGCGGCAACCGCGUAGAAUGCCGCACCUGCCCCUACCAGCACGCCAUCGAGAAGCCCUACUACUCCCGCAAGGUCUUCCCCAAGGUCGAAAAGGAAGAUCUCUUCGGCGGCCCUGAUGCCUGGGCCAACGCGCAAAAGCAAAAAGUGCAGUGCUCGUCCGCUGAGUGCUCGGGCGGGGAGGCAGCUUUCUUCCAGGUGCAAAUUCGCUCUGCCGAUGAGCCCAUGACGACAUUCUACAGGUGCUUGACCUGCGGGAAGAACUGGAGAGAAAACUGAUUUCUUAUGGUGGAUGGGGAUGUGAGAGAGCAAAGGUUCAAUGGAGAAGGAAGCAUUGCAUGGAGUUCUGGUUAUGGGGGUAUCUUGAUUAUUCAUUAUCUGGUGGUUGGCGUUUAUGUUGGAUAUAUCAACGGGAGAUGUGCCUGCCUCUCAUCAAGGAGACCGCGUCUGGAAAAUAUACACCCUUGCCCACGUG
This is a messenger RNA of Podospora bellae-mahoneyi, 989 nucleotides long. It is a transcript of the gene RPC11, whose product is annotated as RNA polymerase III C11 subunit. NCBI's taxonomy places the organism in Eukaryota, Fungi, Ascomycota, Sordariomycetes, Sordariales, Podosporaceae. Gene Ontology annotation, cellular component: RNA polymerase III complex. Gene Ontology annotation, biological process: DNA-templated transcription; termination of RNA polymerase III transcription. The transcript is spliced from 3 exons. Bases 458 to 793 code for a protein of 111 amino acids. Gene Ontology annotation, molecular function: zinc ion binding; nucleic acid binding. The record is from RefSeq and is a predicted model, not a curated record.